UGAAUCAAAGUAGCAACGGAUGAGUUAAGCUUGACUAAAUUUUUAUUUUAUUCGUUACAAAUUUGUAUCGAUUAAAUGUGCCUGCAUAAAACAACUGUUGUUAUUUUUGUAUCGAAACUACUUGAUUAGCAACUUCCGACAUCAAAUGUUGAAGGUUGAAGGUAAUUGUUUACAAUUUAUUCCUUCUUGAAAAGUGCUCCCACCGAAACUUAUUUAUAUUAUUUAGCAAUCCCAAAAUUUCUUAUUUAUUUACCUGAAAAUUAAGAUAAGUUAUUUGUCAAAAUGGGCUCAACUUGACGGCAAUGCUCUUAACUGCUCAGCAUUAAGACUGCUCUUCAUGAACAAGAAUCAUCGGUGAUUUUAAUUACUUGUUGGUCACGACUCGCAGUCAGAAACGAUGCAGCGGUACGAGAAGCUCGAAAAAAUCGGCGAAGGCACGUAUGGCACGGUUUUCAAGGCCAAGGACCGCGACACGCAGGCUAUCGUGGCGCUCAAACGCGUCCGUCUCGACGACGAUGACGAGGGCGUUCCGUCGUCGGCGCUGCGGGAGAUCUGUCUGCUGAAGGAGCUGCACCACAAGAACAUCGUGCGGCUCAUCGACGUGCUACACUCUGACCGCAAGCUCACCCUCGUGUUCGAACACUGCGACCAGGACCUCAAGAAAUACUUCGACUGCCUCAAUGGCGAGAUCGAUCCCGACGUUGUCAAGAGCUUCAUGUUCCAGUUACUACGUGGGCUGGACUUCUGCCACAACAAAAACAUCCUCCACAGAGACCUCAAACCUCAAAAUCUGCUCAUCAACAAAAACGGAGAGUUGAAGUUGGCCGACUUCGGUUUAGCUCGCGCGUUUGGCAUCCCAGUGCGGUGCUACUCUGCCGAGGUUGUCACGCUGUGGUACCGACCUCCUGAUGUCCUCUUCGGAGCCAAGCUCUACAACACGAGCAUCGACAUGUGGAGCGCUGGCUGCAUAUUUGCUGAGCUCGCCAAUGCUGGCCGCCCCUUGCUGCCUGGUGGUGAUGUGGACGAUCAGCUGAAGCGAAUAUUCAAGCUGCUGGGGACACCAACGGAGGAGACUUGGCCAGGCAUGAGCAGCCUGCCUGACUACCGCCCUCUGCCCCACUACCCCGUCACCAUCAGCCUAAGUCAGCUCUGUCCCAAGCUCAACGCUAAGGGCAGAGACGUUCUGCAGCGUUUGCUGGUGUGCAACCCGAUGCAGCGCAUGAACGCCGCCGACGCCAUGAAUCAUCCAUACUUCGACGACCUACCGUCCUGCGUCAGGAGUUGAGACAAACUCACCACUUAUUUAUUCUUUCCUAUGCCUUAAAAUAUUUUUAUGAUGUUUUUAUAUUGGUCUAUUACUUGUUCAUGACACAAUUAGAGAAUCGAACGCCGUCUUGGGCUUGAACGUAUCUAUCAAAACAUUAUUUUAUGGUAAACCUAUUUCGUGGAUUUGACGGUUCUAUAAUCUUGGAACAGCAACAUUUAUGAGGUGUCAUCUGCAACAUAUUUUUUUCAAAUGAUAUAGAUUGAACUUUUCUAACGAAAUUUGCUAAACAUUGAUGCAUAUUUUUCAGCAAAAAAAAAAAAAAACCAGCUCCACUCAUGGAAAAGCCUUUGUGAUGCAAAAAAACAAUUGAAUUAAAGAUGAAAUUAAGUACCUACUUUUCAUGGCUGAUAAUGAAACUGGGGAAAAAAGGUCCAUUUCGUAUCAUUUGAUUUUCAAUAAGUUGCAAUACAUCGAAAGAUAGUUCAGUUUUUUCUAAAAGAAAACGGUAAUUAGUAUUGAUGAUUCGUGCACCUAAUGCUUCAAUGAUAAAUAUUGUCUUUAUUUUUUGUUAAUAACUUAUACCAUUUCCAAUCGGUCUCUGAGACAGUAAAUUUGCAAAUCCUGGAAGAACUCAAGAAUUGCAUAAUAUGGGAUGGUCCAAAAUGGGUCCCGAAUUUUGCAUCAUAACAACAACAAUCGAUUGCCAAAGAUAUUUGAUCUCUUUUAUUUAUUUACUUAUCUAGUCUCUAAGGUUAAGAUUUCACUAUGGUUAAGGAUCGAUCUCUUAUUUAUUUAAGUAUCUAGUCACUAAGGCUAAGGUUUUCACAUCCAAUGAUAAAUCUGACAUACUCUUGCAUUGUGUCCUCAGAUUUUUAAGUAAAGAGUCAACGUUAA
Molecule: messenger RNA, 2161 nt
Organism: Hyalella azteca
Lineage: Eukaryota; Metazoa; Arthropoda; Malacostraca; Amphipoda; Hyalellidae
Product: cyclin-dependent-like kinase 5
Exons: 7
Coding region: 398-1285 (295 amino acids)
Biological process (GO): axonogenesis; neuron apoptotic process; protein phosphorylation
Cellular component (GO): cytoplasm; nucleus
Molecular function (GO): ATP binding; cyclin-dependent protein serine/threonine kinase activity
Source: RefSeq, a predicted model, not a curated record